Molecule: messenger RNA, 1512 nt
Organism: Penicillium argentinense
Lineage: Eukaryota; Fungi; Ascomycota; Eurotiomycetes; Eurotiales; Aspergillaceae
Product: cytochrome P450
Exons: 4
Coding region: 1-1512 (503 amino acids)
Molecular function (GO): monooxygenase activity; iron ion binding; oxidoreductase activity, acting on paired donors, with incorporation or reduction of molecular oxygen
Source: RefSeq, a predicted model, not a curated record
AUGGCAGUGUUAUCGCAUAUUGUUGCUGCUCUGCAAUCCUCGCCGAUCACCACAGCCGCGAUUUCGAUUCUUGUCUUAGUCCUCAUCUUCAACCGCCAGAACAUCCCCAACAUUCCCGGUCCAUGGCUCGCCAAAUACACCAAGCUGUGGUACCUGUGGCAGAUGUAUCGGGCGGACUUUCACCUAACUAAUGUGAAACUGCAUCGUGAACAAGGAAGCAUCGUGCAGAUCGCACCUGGAUACUAUAGCGUCGAUGAUGCCGAUUCCCUCAAGCUCAUUUACGGACAUGGGAAUCAGUUGGUGAAAGGAACGUGGUACAGCACCUGGAACUUCAACCCGAAUCCCGAAGCAACAAAUUUGUUCUCUGAGCGCUUUCCCGCCAAACACUCGACCAUGCGCCGCAAGGUAGCCUCUCUGUACUCCAUGACUGCUCUGGUAUCAUACGAGCCCUACGUCGAUAAUUGCAUCGGAAUCUUCGAGGCCCAUCUUGCCAAGUUCUCCCAAUUUGGUACCAUUAUGGAUCUCGCACACUGGCUGCAAUGCUACGCGUUUGAUGUCAUUGGAGAAAUCACGUUUGGCGAGCGUUUUGGUUUCCUCGAUCAAGGCAAAGACAUCGCUGGCUUGAUGCAGGCCUUGAACUUCAGCUUCAGUUAUGCAAGCUUCGUCGGUCUUUUCACAUGGCUACAGCCUAUAACCAACCCAAUCUCGGGGCUCUUUUCUCGAAGUUUGUUCUACGUACAAGAGUUCACCAAUCAAAGAGUACUUGCCACUAGGCAAGAGAAAGUGGAUACCUCCGAAGACGGUCCUGUCUAUAUGGCAAAGAGGCUAAUCGAUGCUCAACUCAAUGACGAAAAGAGAGGUAUAACCAGUCUUGAUAUUGCAAUUACCACGGGAAGCAAUGUCGGUGCCGGUAGUGAUACUACAAGUUUAUCCUUGGCUUCGUAUCUAUUCUACUUAUACCAGCACCCUCGUUGCUUGGAACAAGUGCGAAGAGAGCUCGAAGGACUCGGGGCUCGAACACGAUAUACAUUUCAAGAGGUUCAGAAGCUGCCCUAUCUACAGGCCACAAUUAAGGAGUCCCUUCGCAUGCAUCCGGGAACCGGUUACCCCCUGUGGCGGAUUGUUCCACAAGGUGGCCUGAUGAUCUGCGGGCAACUGCUUCCAGAAGGAAGUAAUGUGGGUGUGAACAGUUGGGUCGCUCACCGAGAUACCACUGUCUAUGGCUCUGACGCGGACGACUACAGACCUGAGCGCUGGCUGGAGGCCGAUGCUGAUAGGUUAAAAGCCAUGGAGCACAGCUUCAUGCCUUUCGGGUACGGGGCCAGAACAUGUAUCGGGAAAAACAUCUCAUUGCUUGAGAUGAACAAGCUCAUCCCGGUGCUAGUGAACGGCUUCAAUUUUGAGUUUCUGAGAAAGGACGGGUCUAUGGACACAAGAAAGUCUCUUGUAGGACGGGAUCGCUGGUUCGUGAAACCAGAGCUGCUCCAUGCGAGGGUUUUCAAGCGUGUUUGA